Molecule: messenger RNA, 1804 nt
Organism: Jatropha curcas
Lineage: Eukaryota; Viridiplantae; Streptophyta; Magnoliopsida; Malpighiales; Euphorbiaceae
Product: RmlC-like cupins superfamily protein
Source: RefSeq, a predicted model, not a curated record
GCAUGAUAGACACGUACUUCCCUACAUACUCUCCAUUUUCCCCUUCAUAAAUCCCACCUCUCUUUCUCUCUCUCUACCAAAUCCAAAACCCUCAAGAAAUCUGAGAAUCUAACAAGCAAGGCAAGAGAAAGGCAACCCAUAAUGGGAAACAGAACUACGCUUUUCUUCUUACUGCUAGUUAUUUGCUAUGGAGUCACCGCCAUGGCAAAUGGGUUUAGUUAUAAUGAAGAGAGAGAGGGAAGCAGGAGCGAGAGGGAAGUGACAGAAGAAAGAGGAGAGGGAAGCAGGGGAGAAAGAAUAGAAGGAGAAGAUAGGUUUUUGUUGCAAGAUUCAAAGCAUGUGGUGAAAACUGAUGCAGGGUAUAUGAGGGUGGUGAGAAAUUUUGGUGGAAGAAUGAUAGAGAAGCCUAUGCAUAUUGGGUUUAUUACUAUGGAACCGAAGUCUCUUUUUAUCCCUCAAUAUCUUGACUCUAAUUUAAUCAUCUUCAUUCGAAGAGGGGAAGCAAAGAUUGGAUUGAUCUACGAAAACGAGCUGGCAGAGAGGCGAUUGAAGAAUGGGGAUAUAUAUCGAAUCCCGGCCGGUUCAGCAUUCUACUUGAUCAACCCAGCAGAAGGGCAAAGACUUCAUAUAAUUUGCAGCAUUGAUCCAACUGAGAGGUUCGGAUUUGGUACUUUUCAGUCUUUCUUCAUUGGCGGAGGAACCUAUCCAACUUCUGUUCUCUCUGGUUUUGAACCAGAAACACUUUCAACUGCCUUUAAUGUCACAAUGGAUGAACUUAGGGAUAUCAUGACAAGGCAAAAUGAGGGUCCAAUCGUAUAUUUGGACGAUUCUCGAGCACCGAAAGCAAGCGUAUGGAAAAAGUUCAUUCAAAUGAAGGAGCAAGACAGACUUCAGCACCUAAAGAGAAUGAUGAAGUUCCAACAAGAACCAAUGGAAGAAGAGGAAGAAGAGGAGGAAACAACAUGGUCAUGGAAGAAACUCAUGAGUUCUGUUUUCGGGCAGGAAAAUGAGAAAAAAAAGCGUGAGAGGACCGGUAAAUCACCAAAAUCUUAUAACAUGUACAAGACCCCCGACUUCAAAAACAACUAUGGAUCCAGCAUUGCCCUGGAUGACACUAGUUAUGAUCCUCUCAAACACUCUGGCAUUGGAGUAUACUUCGUCAAUCUCACUGCGGGAUCAAUGAUGGCACCGCAUGUGAAUCCAACAGCAACAGAAUACGGAAUUGUUCUGAGAGGAACUGGCGUAAUACAGAUUGUGUAUCCAAACGGAACACAAGCAAUGAAAGCGAAAGUAGCAGAAAAUGAUGUGUUUUGGGUGCCAAGAUAUCACCCAUUCUGUCAAAUUGCAUCAAGAACAGCUCCUUUUGAGUUCUUUGGAUUCACAACCUCAGCUCAAAAGAAUAGACCCCAAUUCUUAGCUGGUUCAAACUCAGUUCUUACUACCUUAAGAGGCCCUGAGCUUGCAACUGCAUUUGGCUUAAGCGAGGAAGGAUUGGAGCACUUUGUUAAUUCACAACGCGAGUCAGUUAUAUUGCCUUCAGCAUCUGCAGCACCACCAGACAAGUUGAAGGAGGCGGCUAAUUCUGAAAGGGUGCAAAAAUUGAUAAAGAGCUUUGAUAAUGAUAUGAUAAUGGGUUUUGAUUAGAGAAGAGUAAUGUAAAGAAUAAAACGUGGUUGCAAACACAGACUGUAAUAGCUGUUGGUAGUAGCUUUUUUUUACCCUUUUCGUUUAUCUAGUUAUCCUCAGAGUCGUUAAUGAGUUUCUCUUAGUUUGUGAAUAAAAUUUACUUUCUUUUUUCUCAUUA